ACUUCCGGUCCCCCAGACCUGGGUGCCACCACGCACCACACCGCACUCUCCGGUUCAUUCCCCCCACCUUCGGUCCUCUGAAAGUAUUGCUUGGAAAUCUGAGGAUCAGUGCAGAUCAACUGGAAGAAUCGAGUCAAAUUCUGCAGUGAGGUGUUGCUGGUUUUGUAAGGAACCUAAUCCCACAACCAUGUCUGAAGAGCAAACCCCCCAGACAUCUGAAGCAGAACGUAGCACAAUGGAUUUCCCAGAAUUUGAAGAUGAAGAACGCUGGUUUUUCAAAGUGUUGGGAAUCAAGCCAAGGCCCUCCUUAGUACUUGAUAAUGGUACCAACAAAAAGCAGGAAGAUGAAUCACUGGGCCACACUGAGUCAUUUCUUCACCUGCAAGGUAUUCUUCAAGAGAAUAAGAUCAACAGUACGGAUGACAGCUACACUUGCCAAGCUGCAUGUACUGAAGAGGAUGAUGAGACCAACCACAGUGACAGCGAUAUGGACGAUAAUGUGAAAGUGAUCAUUGGCAACAUAAAAACAAACCCUUCCAUGUAUAUGGAAAUGCUCAAUAAUCUGAACUUGAAAGCUGAGCAAGAUGAGGAAAGAACUGCAUCAGAUAAUGCCAUGAAUCCAACUGAAUAAAUGAGGAUCGGAAACACCUACCCUCAUGCAUAAAUGCAGUUGUAA
Mesocricetus auratus (golden hamster) is the source of this 676-nucleotide messenger RNA. RefSeq names its product testis-specific protein TSX-like. The transcript has 8 exons. Bases 188 to 631 code for a protein of 147 amino acids. Lineage: Eukaryota; Metazoa; Chordata; Mammalia; Rodentia; Cricetidae. The record is from RefSeq and is a predicted model, not a curated record.